AUGAAGACCUCCGCUCUUUUGUCUCUCCUCGCCGCUGCUGGCAUGGUGGCCGCUGCCCCUCUGGGAAAUGGACCGACUAGUGAUAGCGCCUUGGACCAAGCCAAUUCUGCGUCCGGCGCAUCGGGACCCGUGAUGGCUGCCGUUGGCGCCACGGACCUUACGAAGACCCUGGGUCAGGAAAAGGGCGGUGUGUCGAAGGUUGGAGAUGCCGCCAAGGGCGCGACGGAUGCAGCCGGUCAAGCCGUCAGACGGGGUGACCUACCCAUCGACCUGGAGACCGUUAAGAAGGCCGCCGGGGGCGCAAUGGAUUCCUCUGCUCAAUCCGAAAGACGGCGUGACCUACCCUUGAGCGAGGACGAGCUCGCAGAGCUUUUUGGCGCGGUGGGUGGCUUCAAGACGCGCCGUGGCCUGCCCCUCAACAUCGGCGACAUUGGCGGCGACAGCAACAGCCAGAGCGGCAACAGCGGCGACGGCGACGGCAACCAGGUCGUCUACAUGGGCGGUAGCAGCCCAGCGCCUGCCCAACACUACGAGUCCGUCCCCGAGGCCGCCCCCGCUCCGGCCCCUGCACCUGCAUCUGCGCCCGCUGCCGCCCCGGCCCCGGCCCCCGCGCCCGCGUCCGCUCCUGCCCCCGCGUCUGCCCCCGCGCCCGAGUCCGCUCCUGCCCCCGCGUCUGCCCCCGCUGCCGCUGCCGCUCCUGCUGCCGCUCCUGCUGCCGCUCCUGCUUCUCCCGCUCACGGAAGCGAGAUGGACCUCCACCACGACGCCAGCAACGUCAAGGACCAAAGCUCCAACUGGAACACCUACGAUAACCACAACUCCGGCGUGAACGCCCACUACGAUUUCUCCGCCUACGACAACGAGAGCUCGGGCGCUUCCGGGUCUGAGCAGAGCCACGAGGCCGGUCAGGUCAACGACACCGCUCACGCCGAGAGCCAUUGAUUCUUUCGUUUCUGAACUUGCCGUGUUGAUCUUCGGAGAGUUUUCUUGCCCAUGAUGUUUCUUUC
Aspergillus saccharolyticus JOP 1030-1 is the source of this 1007-nucleotide messenger RNA. RefSeq lists its product as uncharacterized. Lineage: Eukaryota; Fungi; Ascomycota; Eurotiomycetes; Eurotiales; Aspergillaceae. The record is from RefSeq and is a predicted model, not a curated record. The transcript has 2 exons. Bases 1 to 942 code for a protein of 313 amino acids.